AUGAACAAUUCCAGAAUACCCAAACUUUCCUUUCAUAGUGGUCCCAACGGUACUAUUCGUGAAUUUUCUAAGACCAAGAGGCAAAAAGUCCAGAAAAGAGACAUGGAUACGGUACUGGCGCCUAAUAACAACAAACUAAAUAUACUACAGGGAUCUGGACUAGGUAUACGACGUAGUUUCACAGAUGAUUCCUCCAUCAUGCACAAAAAAAAGUUGACCUUCGGGGGAGACCCCAAGGUAAUUGAGAGAGUGAAGAACAAUGAGCGCAGAGUCAGAAAAGAUAUCGAUUCGUUAUUGAAUGCCAUUUCAGAAAUUGAAAAAGAAUCCGUUCGUGUUCAUAGUAGAGAACUACCUACAAUAACAUCAGAGUUAGAUGCCAAAGUCAGAGCAUGCAAAGAACUGCAAAAUGAAAUCAAUAGGCUAUCAACGGAGAUGGAUCUGAAGGAUAAUCAAUGCGAUUUGCAACGAAAAAAUAUCGAAUUAUCGUCCAAAAAUAUCGUUUCUAUGCAUGCCGUGACCGUACAAGAGUUUGAAAACGACUUAGAAGAAGAGAUAUCGAAUGCCAAAAGGGAAUGGACAUAUAAAUUAAUGGAGGUGGAAAAUCUGAAACCAGAUGAAAAGCUAACUGAUGAAAUGCGACAGCUUAAAGCAGAAUUUGAAGAAAUCAGUAGGGAAUGGUUUAUUUUACAAAACGAAAAUGACAAAAAGCGUAAAGAAUAUGAAAAUGAAUUGCACAAGGAAUUUGAGUUAUACAAGAAAACUAAGAACGAUGCUAAACUCGAGCUAGAUCAAGAGCAAGAAAGGCUCUUGAGGGAGCUCGAAGAGUUACAGAACACUAACGAUAGAUUACAAGAAAACGUCAAGGGAUGUGUCGAUGAAUUUAAUGGACUCGAACAAAGGAUUAAAGACUCAGAAACAAACUUGCAUGAAAUGGAACAUGCCGUCGUUCCCCUGAGGAAAGAACUUAUUCUCACAUCACAAACUUUGACUCAAGUGCUGGAUGUGAAAAAGCAAAUUGAAGGAAAGGCGAAUAGUUGGAAGAAGAAGUAUGACAAUGAACUAGAUAAAGUCCAACAGGAACAGUUCACACGACAAAACCUGGCCACUUCAAUAGAACAAAUCAAAGGGUAUGCGCGAUGCUUUGCAUACGCCAAUGAGCGGGAAAUGCCCGAUGAGUUCCAUAUCAACUACGUGGACCAAAGCAUUUGCCAGGAGGGUGGCCACAAACGUGUACAAGUGUUUGAUAGAAUAAUCCUCGAAGAGAUUCAUAAGGAUCACAAGCGGUUAUUCAAUGAGUGUGCCCCAUUUUUAAAGAAAUAUAUCAGCAAAUUGGUCAAUUGCAGUAUCGUUGUCGUAUCCCAGCAACUUGCAGCACCUAUUAAGAUUACCUUUUUGGAACAGCUAUUCAAACAGUACGGCGAGGGAUAUAACAUGACAUUGAGAACUGUGCGUUUCGACGGGAACACCGAAGACGAAAGCGAUGACGUUAAACUGAACGACCUGUCAUCAAUCAAAAACCUGUCACAAGAUGAAGAAUGCAUGUGCGUCCUAAGUUUAGACACCAGACUGAAGAACUAUGAAGAGUCUCAUUCGAUGAAUAUAUAUAUCGGAAAUAUGACCGCUUUGCAACUGAGUAAAAGGCUCGACGAGCCUCCCUCAGCGCUUUCACAGGUGCUCACUAAAACUAAGCAGUGUUUUAUUUUCAAGAUUAACGCAUGCGAAAACAUCGAGAAGACGCUAGCCCUAGCGGGAAAUCUAAAGAGAACAAUACGAUUACCUCAGCUAGAUUGA
Messenger RNA from Saccharomyces eubayanus, 1791 nucleotides. It is a transcript of the gene CIK1, whose product is annotated as Cik1p. Gene Ontology annotation, molecular function: microtubule binding. NCBI's taxonomy places the organism in Eukaryota, Fungi, Ascomycota, Saccharomycetes, Saccharomycetales, Saccharomycetaceae. The record is from RefSeq and is a predicted model, not a curated record. The transcript has a single exon. Bases 1 to 1791 code for a protein of 596 amino acids.